This is a messenger RNA of Triticum turgidum subsp. durum (durum wheat), 1956 nucleotides long. The record is from the annotation of a GenBank genome assembly. Lineage: Eukaryota; Viridiplantae; Streptophyta; Magnoliopsida; Poales; Poaceae.
AUGCUGGCCGACUCGACCGCGACGUACACCCUGGGCCACCUCUCCUUGACGAGCAGGUCAGCCGAUCACCAGCUGAUGGCGUUCUGGGCGCCGUUCCUGCUGCUGCACCUUGGCGGGCAGGACAACAUCACGGCCUACGCCAUCGAGGACAACCGGCUCUGGCUGCGGCACCUGCAGGCGCUCGCCGUGCAGGUCACCGCGGCUUCCUACAUCCUCUACGAAUCCACUGUGGUCGGCACCCAGGCCCUGCUCCGUUAUGCCGCGGUUCUCAUGUUCGUGGUGGGCGUUGUCAAGUACGGGGAGAGGGUGUGGGCGCUCAAGCAUGCAGACAUUAGCUCGUCGGGUAGCAAAUACCGGUUCUACAAGAACACGACCGAUACUCCGAGUGGACCUCCGACAGAUGAGCGAGACAACACAGAGGGCCUGCUGCGGACUGCCCACCUUCUGCUGGAUGUUCCAAAGGACAUGUUUCAGGGGCCGUUGCCCAUUGUUGUGGUACCAAAACACCUGUACGGUGAUGACCACGCCAAGUCCAUCUCGGCGGAUGAGAUGUACAGGGUGGUGGAGAUGCAGCUCAGCCUGAUGCACGACGUCGUGUACAGCAAGGCUGUGGUGAUCUACACAUGGUAUGGCCUCUGCAUUCGCGUCAUUUCUCCGGUGUUCACCGCGGUCGCGUUUGUGCUAUUUCACAGGUCGGGCUUGUCAGCGGGUGACCACCACUACAGCAGAGCAGAUGUUGUCAUCACGUAUAUUCUGCUAGGUGGGGCGGUUACGCUGGAGAUGGUUUCGGUGCUAAGGGCCAUGUUCUCAAGAUGGACAAGCCUGGUUCUAAACGCCCGAGAAGAAAGGGGCAUGUGGGGUCUGCUUGCUCAUGCAAUCACGUCUAUCCGCCGAUUCGUCCUUCCAAAGAGGCGCAGGUCGAAAUGGUGGUGGUCAAACUCUAUGGGGCAACACAACCUGAUUGACUUGUGCGUCCGCAGCAGGGUCAGCCGAACAAGCAGAUUCGCUGGCUGGAUGGGGUUCGAGGACCGGUGGAACACCAUGGUCUACUCAAGCUCCAUCCCUGUCUCCACAACUAUCAAUAAGCUAGUGAUGAACCAAGUGCUCAGGACUAAGCAGUGCUAUUUGCUAGACUACGACUCGUGCUCCAAUAGCACGGACGAGCCAGAUCACAUCAUUAAUUCAAGGGGUCGUCAUGCCUUAAAGAGGUUCCAGUUGUACGAGAAACUGGAGAAGUUCCUGUAUAACGAGUUGGAUGAGAGCAUCCUCGUGUGGCACAUAGCCACCGAUCUAUAUCUCCGCUGGCACAAAGAUCAGGGGCAAGCUGCUGCAGAUGAUGUGCGUCGCCUUGCCAUGGCAACCGAGGAGAUCUCCAAUUACAUGGUUUUCCUCCUCGCCGCACGCCCCUACAUGCUGCCGGGCUCGGUCAGCCGCACUAGGUAUGUUAAUAUGUGCUAUUGCCUCACAUGUCUCAAGUACAAUACAGACCAGGAUUUGGUCAGCUUGCUACAGAGUAAGAUGCAGGAGUACCUUAAGAGGGAAAAUAUAAAUGAUAGUAAAAAGCUAAGGGACAUUUCCUCUAACCGUACACUGCUUCGUGCAACCAAACUUGCUCGCGAGCUAGUCUCUCCAGAAUCUGGCCCACCUGCUAAGUUGGAGAUGAUCGCCGAGGUGUGGACGGAGAUGCUGUGCUAUGCGGGGUACAAAUGCAGUGGGUAUUCUCAUACCAAGCAGCUGAGCAACGGCGGCGAGCUCCUCAGCGUCGCUGCCCUUGUGGUGGAGUACCGCAGAAGAGGCAUCCUCCAACCUACUGACCCGAUGUACCUCUAUGGCUCUGGCACUUUUCAGUUUAUCAAGCUCAGAGCUGAGUCCCUUAUUGAGUCAUCCAAUCUUCUUUCUCUUCUGGGUGAUACAGACUAUGUCCCGUCUAGCUCGGGAUCCCUUGAGGCUCCCUGA